Messenger RNA from Brassica oleracea var. oleracea, 528 nucleotides. RefSeq names its product probable mitochondrial chaperone BCS1-B. Lineage: Eukaryota; Viridiplantae; Streptophyta; Magnoliopsida; Brassicales; Brassicaceae. The record is from RefSeq and is a predicted model, not a curated record. The transcript has a single exon. The coding region runs from base 1 to 528 and encodes 175 amino acids. Gene Ontology annotation, molecular function: ATP binding; ATP hydrolysis activity.
AUGAUGUUGCUAGGUACUACUAGUAAGUCGAUUAUUGUGAUUGAGGAUAUAGACUGUUCCUUGGACCUCACGGGAGAGAGGGGAGUUAAAGAAGAUCAGAGCAAUGCAGAGAUUAAGAAAGUGAAGAAGAAGAAUGCAGUUACACUCUCUGGAUUGUUGAAUUUUAUAGACGGGAUUUGGUCGGCUUGUGGACAAGAGAGGAUACUUGUGUUUACAACGAACCAUUUGGGGAAACUUGACCAAGCUUUGAUCAGAAGAGGUCGGAUGGAUAUGCAUAAAGAGUUGUCUUAUUGCAGAUUUGAAGCGUUCAAGAUUCUUGCCAAGAACUAUCUGAAUCUUGAUUCGCAUCUUUUGUUGGGUGAGAUUGAGACGUUGCUGGAAGAAACGAAUAUGACACCGGCUGAUGUUGCGGAGAAUUUGAUGGUGAAAGAUGGUGUUGAUGGAUCACUCAAGGGUUUGAUCCGAGCUUUGGAACAGAUGAAGUUAAACCAACAUUCAGAUGAACAACAGAAGGAGAUUAACAAAUAA